CCACCUCUUCUUACUACUCCCGCGUACAUUAGCAAAUAACCGUUAAACUGAAACACCAGACCCGAGUUGGCCACCGCCAAUACCCGGUCAUUUAUAGUCCAAGAUGACUGCUGACCUACAAAUGUUCAACCCCAAAUUAACUUUUACAACUGGCGGUAGCCGGUAUUGCCAGUUUCUUAUCCUGCGCUCUCCAUUCCUUGUCCAUAUAAACACCCCUUCGCUGGCUCAGCUGCGUUCAUAACUUCCGUUUCCGCCUCUGCUUCUUUUUUACUUGCUUUGCUUUGGGUUUUCCUUUUGUUUACACUCGUACCAUUCAGGUUAUGGUCCUUGCUGCUCACCGGAAACCUGAGAGCCGCCGCUCCUUCACAGCUCUCGGUUUCCCUCGCCUCCGAUUCUUCCGCUACCGCCGUUUGAGGUAAUCGGUGAUCGCUCAAACGCCACACGAAGAAGCACAGGGGAAUUUUAUUUUUCAGAAAUAUUUUUGCGAUAUACUUUAUUGAUGUACUAUGCCGACGACAACGAAGACUAACCGGAAAGGACAGGACUCGGAGAAGAAGCGGAGGAACAGGCUAACAGGGAAGGCGUCAUCUUUCCACGGGAGGGUACCGUUGGAUGUGCCGGAGGCGAGGAUUCGGCGUCCAAAUACGCUACCUGACUUGCUCGGAGGCAGGAGGAUGGCUGAAGUGAGCAUGGAGGCGAAGACGAAGUUGACGAAGCUGCUAUUAAACGUGACGAUUCAAGGAAGUGUUGGUGCCGUACAAGUUCUGAUGUCGCCGGAAUCCACCAUCGGCGAUCUGGUCGCUGCUGCUAUCCGGCAAUACUCGAAGGAAGGCCGCCGCCCAAUUUUUUCAUCCGAUCCUUCCAAAUUCGACCUCCAUUACUCGCAAUUCAGCUUAGAAAGUUUGGACAGGGAAGAGAAGCUAAUGGAGUCGGGAUCUAGGAACUUCUUCCUCUGCUCAAAAAAGUCGGUGGUAGACAGUGGAAAUGAAAGCGGAAGUUCUUCCAGUGGCGGCGGUGUAACGAAAACGGCGUCGUCGUCGUCAUCUUGCUCAAAAGAAGCAGAAGAAGCUGCUAAAAGUGGUUUUCCUUGGUUGAAAUUCAAGGAUUUUUCGCUGUAAUAGCAGCAAGGUGGUUAUUAUUAUUAUUAUUUACUUUCAUUUUUCCCACUUUAUUUUUUGCAAAUUACCGAUGUAAAAAGUAGUUUUGGAUUAGGUAAAUCCCGCAUAAGAAUUAGAAUGCAAUUAAAACUAUAUUGCAUUUUAGGUCAUUUAAAUUCAGUGGAGCAGACUGCUUGCUUGUUUGUGUC
This is a messenger RNA of Hevea brasiliensis (rubber tree), 1306 nucleotides long. RefSeq lists its product as uncharacterized. Lineage: Eukaryota; Viridiplantae; Streptophyta; Magnoliopsida; Malpighiales; Euphorbiaceae. Bases 507 to 1118 code for a protein of 203 amino acids. The record is from RefSeq and is a predicted model, not a curated record. The transcript has 2 exons.